AGCUCAAACACCGGCGCAACGGUUAGUGGUCUCCUCUAGACCUCUUCAUUUGCAAAGCAAGAUCAUCUCUGUUCCUGCUACAAGGCCAAAACAUCUCCUGUUCGCCCUCCUGUAACGCUCACCCCACAUAUCUUGCAGUGCUUUCCAAGUAGACGGCGAACCGGCAAGUGGUGAUCGCCGAAAAGAAGGCUUGGUGGAUAGCGCACAGCUGUGCGUAAUGCAGACCGUUACCAUAGAAGGCAUCCACAGGCUGUGUGGGAGCCUGUCUGAUGUUGGGCACGACAAGCCGGCACAAAAGCCAGCUCAGACACUCUCCUAAAGCAAUAGGUGUGCCCGAAAUGCCACCAGGAGGGAGGAUUCGGUUGCCUGUUUUCGUUCUGCAAGAUGGCUUUUCUUUUUUUUAACAAAGACGCUUUGAGAUGCACUUACAGAUCAACAAAAUGUACUUUCUACGACCUUCUUAGUAAUGAACCAGACAAAUAUUUAUAGGCUGGCACUAGGACAUCAGAAGACCGACAAAUGUCUCAGCCAUCAUUAACAGACACAAACCUAUUCAAACCAAUCAAGGUCGGUAAUGUGGAGCUCAAGCACGGAUUCUUCUCGGCUCCAACCACGAGAUUCAGAGCAUCUGAUGAUUUCGUGCCUACCGACUCCAUGCUCAGCUACUAUGAGCAGCGCGCGGAGAACAACGGUGGACUUAUCGUUGCCGAAGCCACUUUCCCCGACUACAGCUUUGGCCUGUAUCCAAACGCUCCUAUGAUCAAGACGCCGGAGCAGGUUGCUGCCUGGAAGAAAAUCGUGGAUGCUGUCCAUAAGCAGGGAUCUUUCUUCUCGAUUCAGCUGUGGCACUUGGGAAGAGUUGCCGUCCCGCAGCUGAACAAGAAGUACAACGUUCCCCUUGUUGGUCCUUCCAAACUCUACGUCGACGAGAGCAGCGAGAAGGCAGCAAAAGAGGCAGGAAACGAGCUACACGAGCUGACUAUCCCUGAAAUCGAGGCCAUCGUGAAGGAGUUUGCCGCCGGCGCCAAGCGGGUGGUUGACGAAGCCAAAGCAGACUUUGUGGAAAUUCUUGCUGGAGGAGGCUACUUGCUGGACCAGUUCAACCACUCAAACAUCAACAAGAGAACCGAUAAGUACGGUGGCUCGAUCGAAAACCGUGCCAGACUGAUUUUGGAGGUUGUCGACGCAUGCAUCGAGGCGGUCGGCGCAGAGCAUGUCGGCAUCAAGCUGUCGCCAUACGCAGCGGUCAAUGGUCUCCAGGGUGUCGAUACGGAGAUCCACCCUAUUUCCAGAUAUGGAUACAUCUUGAGCGAGUUGGAGAGAAGAGGAAAGGAGGGAAAGAGAAUCGCGUACAUCACAAUGAUCGAGCCUCGUGUCAACGGCACGGAGGACAGCAAGGACACGCGGGCGUUCGACUCCUCGUGGGUGGGCGAGAUCUGGAAGAGCACUCUGUUGAGGGCGGGCGCCUAUCUCAACCAGUUCUCGAAUUACCUGAUCCAGGACGUCAACAAGGACGACAGAACGCUAAUUGGAGCCGCUAGAUACUUUACCUCCAACCCGGACCUUAUCGAGAGACUGAGAAAGGGACAGGAGCUGACUCCGUACGACAGAUCGAAGUUCUACACCCCGGCCACCAAUGACGGCUACAUCACGUGGACCAAGUAUGGCGAGGAUCCCGAAAAGUACAAGGGCCUUGUUGCCGUGAAGCCACAGCCGCUGUCCUGAUGGCAGGCUGUGUGCGAGCCAAGUACCGUGACGCGUUGCGUGGUGUUUAGAUAGGCGUAUAGAUUUGCUUACAUAAUUAUUA
This is a messenger RNA of Ogataea polymorpha, 1807 nucleotides long. RefSeq names its product Hansenula yellow enzyme 1. The record is from RefSeq and is a predicted model, not a curated record. The transcript has a single exon. Bases 520 to 1725 code for a protein of 401 amino acids. Gene Ontology annotation, molecular function: FMN binding; NADPH dehydrogenase activity. NCBI's taxonomy places the organism in Eukaryota, Fungi, Ascomycota, Pichiomycetes, Pichiales, Pichiaceae.